Molecule: messenger RNA, 498 nt
Organism: Aspergillus nidulans FGSC A4
Lineage: Eukaryota; Fungi; Ascomycota; Eurotiomycetes; Eurotiales; Aspergillaceae
Exons: 2
Coding region: 1-498 (165 amino acids)
Source: RefSeq, a predicted model, not a curated record
AUGCAUUCCGCCGAACACAACACCUAUCGCUGCAGCCUCCUCCAGAGCCACAGCGCAGCGCAGCUCAUCUACAACGUCACAAAGACGCUGGCUCGUCGAGCCAGGAUCCUUUUUAUCGGCUGCAAGUCCUCACUGCCUUUGAUCCACCAUCUCGCGUCCGCCGGUCACGAAAUCCACGGCAUCGACGAGUCCAAGGAUGCCAUCGCUCUUGCUCGACGAUUCCCGGGAGACUACCACCUGAUCAGCCCGGUGGGAUAUUAUCCUCCCUUCGAAUUCGAUGCAAUAUUCGCCAUUCGCUCCCUCCAUCAUCUGAGCCACGCCCAGUUCUGGGGCCAGCGGUUCAGAUUCCAGCACGGCCAAGUCUUCAUUGACCCGGGACAGUUGGGUGUCCCUCUGCAGGACAGCAGGCCUUUCGUCCCCGGACAGCGAAGCCAUAAUACCGGUACCGCUCAACGCGACGGACUCGUCGCAGACCCAUUGCUUCAUGAGCUUUCAUAA